AUGUCCAUUCGCCACAGACUCGUCUCCCCCGCCUGCUCAGCCCUGGAUCAUGCAUGUCCUCCCAACAAGGUGGCGAGAUAUCAGUCAUUCGUUGCCCGUAUUGGAGCUUUCUAUGAUCCUUGCCUCCGUGUCUCACCGAAACAGUACCAGCUAGCAAAGGAUCAAGCCUUCGUUAGGAAGGAGCGACGGCGACUACACCAACUCCUUCGCCAACUACUCAACAACCCCAAUCCCGUUAAGAAGCGGUGGGCCCGCGACUUAGCCGUUUACCACGACAACCUCCUCGCACUAGUACGGCAGAUCCACAUCGACAACAUGGGCCAUGUGGACUAA
This is a messenger RNA of Trematosphaeria pertusa, 333 nucleotides long. RefSeq lists its product as uncharacterized. NCBI's taxonomy places the organism in Eukaryota, Fungi, Ascomycota, Dothideomycetes, Pleosporales, Trematosphaeriaceae. Bases 1 to 333 code for a protein of 110 amino acids. The record is from RefSeq and is a predicted model, not a curated record. The transcript has 2 exons.